CGCGAUCACCUUGCUCAGAUCUCAACCACGAAAGUGCUGCUGCGACGUGGUUUUUCGCAACCGCCAAGCUAGCAGCUCACUGCAACCGUACAAGCAGCCUCUGGUCAGAAUCACUUGGAAUUCUGGUCGAUGCCAUUAUGGACACGGCCAGGUUUGGAAGUGCUUUUUAACUCCGCCCAAGAAACCCAGUCAUCUCAGUCCAUUCAUGCUCCGCCUAGUGACUGCGCACAUGGCGUAUCACGCACAGCAUGUCUGCUCGGUGUCCUCGUUGCGUUCGAAGAACUCUCCCCAUGUCAAAGGUCCGGUCUCGAUCUUCUAUCGGAUAGGCCAGGCGCCGGUAACUCUGCCUCCUGGUUCGGUCUCUGGCUGCGCAAGUUUCUGUCAGCCCGUGUGAAGUCUGGAGUCAAUUCUGGCUUACCCCAAAGCUGAGGCUGACACUUUCAGAUUACAGGCGCGCUCCUUUCUCAUGACCUGUGCGCUCACGAGCAAGCAGGGUAAAUUUUGUCGUUGCGGCGUACCUUCGAUCGAAUCUGGCGCCAUUGCAUCCCAUCUGGCUUUCCUCGACGCGCAGGGUCGUCUAAGAUGAUCUCCAGUGUCACGAAGUCGUGGAAGCGUAAAGAGGAAAUUCAAACGCUGGUCCUUGUUCGGUCGAGAACACAGCUUCCAUGUGGUGCGCGCUGGAGAGGCUUUCAGACAGAAUGCUACCGCUGGCAGGUGUCUGUUCGUUGUCCGACCUGCGAAGGCCAGCCCAUGCGUGUUGAGUCCGCGGCCGCCGUUGAGAAUGAGAUAUCACCAGCCAAGCCCACCGCAGGAAUUGAUGACGUUCGGAGAGUCUUAUGCACCGAAAUUACAUAUUGCUUGGGAACCGCGAUAGGUGUCUGGAGGACGGACGGACAUCUGUCGGGAAAAUCAAAAUUUGCCCACUCAUCAGUUCACAGCAGGAUCUGCGCUCAUAGCACUUUUUUUGGUCAUUGGCCCGCAGACAUCUAUCAGGACCUGAGCCAUUCGCCAUUCAUACUGCCUAUGAGGAAUAGAAAGGAACUACUCACCCAUCAUCUUCCGCUGUCACCGUAACGACUCGAGGAGUCUGGAGCUGAGGGGUCAGGCAUCACAUGAUUUCUGAGACCGAUGAUGUCCACCACGAAUGUCGAGAAUUGGUCCUUCGGACUAGGAGCCCCCGCGCAACAGCAGCAGAGAAGUGUUCUCGCACUUUCGAAGGUGGAGUAGUAGUCAUGGGGUGUGCCCUAUAAAACAGUCCCCAGUUGCGGGCUGGAGCGCCAUUCAGGCGAUGUGGAAACUCAGCACUCAUCAGCUCGCCAUCGGGCUCGGCCUCGCGCUGCCCUUGUGCAACGCCGUCGCCCCAAGUGGGCCGUGGGACGCAUUCAACUACGCGCCGGCGUCGAAAACCGUGCGCCCGGUGUCGGUGCGCACCGUCAGCGGCCAAGUCGCGGGCGCGAGCGGGCUCGUCGCGAGUCCGGACGCCCAGGCGACAUUCCAAACCAGCGGCUCGUACGUCGUGCUCGACUGGGGCAAGGAGGUCGGAGGGAUCCUGUCGCUGACGAUCAACAACGCGACGAAGCUGUCACAGUUCUCGCUGUCGUUUACCGAGUCCGCGGAGUUCAUCAGCCCCUUGAAGUCAGACGACUCGUGCCAGCCCGCGCGGCUGCAGAACUGGGACGGGAUCCAGACGUUCCACGCGCCGCUGGCCGAGGGGCUGCUGACGCAGACCGUGGGACAGCAGCGCGGCGGGUUCCGCUUCCUGACCAUCGUGACUGCGAGCGCGGACCCGCUGACGAUCUCGAACAUCUCCUUGGCCAUUACGUUCAUGCCCCACUGGGACGAUCUCAGGGCGUACCCGGGCUACUUCUACGCACCUGACCCCGGGUUCCACGACAUCGACUUCCUGACGAAGAUCUGGUACGCCGGCGCGUAUACGGUACAGACCAACACAAUCCCUCCCCACACAGCGCGCCAGGAGCCGUGCCCGUCAGGAGGUGGCUGGUCCAACGAUGCAUUGGGAGGUGCUGUGACCGGGCCUAUCCUCGUCGAUGGAGCGAAGCGCGACAGGAACAUCUGGCCAGGCGACUGUGGCAUCUCCACGCACACGGAGCUCGUCGCGCUGAGCGACAUGGAGCCGACCAAGAACUCGCUGACGGUGAUGUUCCGCACGCAAAACCCGACGACCGGCGCGCUGCAGUACUCCGGGCCGCCGCUGAACAACCAGGGCAGCGACACGUACAUCUCGUGGUCGCUCAUCGGGACGCACAACUACUUCCUGUACACGGGGGACCUCGAUUUCGUCAAGUCUGUCUGGGCGAACUACACCAAGGCGGUUGGCUUUCUUGAGGGCCAGGUGGACUCGACGGGCCUGAUGAACGUCCCGUCUGCGUUCUCGAACGACUGGGGCAGGGCCGGCGGCGCCGGACACAACUCGGCGGCGAAUGCCUUACUCUAUCGCACGCUCAUCACCGCGGCGGACCUAGCGACGCAUCUGGACAACGUCUCCCUCGCCGCUACUUAUCUCGCCAACGCGACCAAAGUCAAAACCGCGUUCAACACGCUCCUGUGGGACGCCGCUGCGGGCCUGUUCCGCGACAACGACGUCCCGACGAGCAUCCACCCCCAGGACGGCAACGCGCUCGCGGUCUUGUACAACCUCACCACAUCGGACGCGCAGAACAAGGCGGUGAGCGCCGGCCUGACGCAGUUCUGGACGCCCAUCGGGCCACUCAGCCCGGAGCUGAACGACACCAUCAUCCCGUUCGUCGGUGGAUUCGAGAUCCAAGCGCAUUUCAUGGCCGGCGAGGGCGCGCGGGCGAUUGAUCUGAUCGAGCGCGAGUGGGGGUACAUGCUGUACACCAACUUGAGUGUCGAGUCGACGCUGCUGGAGGGCUUCUCGGCGAACGGAUCGCUCGGCUACCGUGCCUCGGCAGGCUACUCCAUGGACCACAGCUUCACAAGCCACUCGCACGGCUGGUCCACAGGACCCACCUCAGCACUGACGUUCUACCUUCUCGGCAUCCAGCUGCAGACGCCGCUCGGCGCGACAUGGAGCGUGUCCCCCAUCCUCAGCGGCCUGCUCGCGGCGGAGGGCGGCCUCGAGACGGGGCUCGGGUUCUUCGGCGUCAAGUGGGCCGUCACGGGCAGCAAGAACGACACCCUCACAGUCGAGCUGCAGACCCCCGCCGCGUCAAGCGGCUCGGUCGUCCUCCCCGGGGUGGGCCCGCUCACGGUUGACGGGCACGUGCAGGCGUCGUCCGCAGGGUCCGCGGAACUGGCUGGGGGCAGCCAUGUUGUCGUCCGGCGCCUGGUUGCUUGAUGGAGCGAGAUGACGAAUGUGGACUGAAUACCGAAGAAGAGAAUCUCAAAUCUGAAUUGCUUAUUAAGUAUUGUGUACCUUGUCUUUCUGGUCGAUAGGCUUGGGGAUGAAAAGUCGGAA
Messenger RNA from Mycena citricolor, 3439 nucleotides. The record is from the annotation of a GenBank genome assembly. NCBI's taxonomy places the organism in Eukaryota, Fungi, Basidiomycota, Agaricomycetes, Agaricales, Mycenaceae.